This is a messenger RNA of Fraxinus pennsylvanica, 1101 nucleotides long. Lineage: Eukaryota; Viridiplantae; Streptophyta; Magnoliopsida; Lamiales; Oleaceae. The record is from the annotation of a GenBank genome assembly.
AUGAUCGGUGGAUGUGUUGUUGCCCAGCUUGAAGACAAAUGGGGACACCCUUUAAAGCAAGUUGUUGACAUAUCAUUUGCUCCAAGCGCAACUCGCUCCAACAAUGUAAACUUGGGCGCUAACUCUUCGUUGAUAAUUCUGUUUUUUCUCUGGAUCUGCAAUUUUUUCCUCUCGAAUUUUCUGGUUCAGUUACACAAUAAGCAAAUCAAUCUGAUAUACAAAUCCCGCCCACCUCUUUUACGUAAGAACGAACAAAUAAUUGAAAUAAUGUCGGGUGUAUCACUUGCUGUGGCCCCACGUUCCGAGCCUGAUCGGACUAUUACCUCAGACACAGAACCCCAGCAGAAAUGUGCCAAGCUCCACCAGCAGCAGAUGCAAGAGCAGGCAGCACCAGGUGGUGUAAUGGGAUCCCUCCGUGUGAUCGAAUUGCAAUUAGUGGCUUUCAUUAUGGUCUUUUCAGCCAGCGGCCUUGUUCCGCUUCUUGACCUUGUUUUCCCAGCUUUUGCUUCUGCUUAUCUUCUUGCACUUUCGUGGUUAGCUUUUCCUGCUCAUGGCAAAAUCUCUGAAUCGCCUGAACUAUUUCGGGGGAGUAGAAUGAUUAGAUUCUAUGUAGUUGUUGGGACCACUGUGGGUCUGUUCUUGCCAUUGGCAUUUGUUUUGGGUGGAUUUGCAAGAGGGGACGAACAUGCCGUGCGAUCAGCCACGCCCCAUUUAUUCUUGCUAUCAUUUCAAAUACUAACAGAGAAUAUAAUUAGUGGGCUGUCCUUGUUUUCGCCUCCUGUGAGAGCACUCGUGCCACUACUUUAUACUGUGAGGAGGAUCUUUGUCAUACUUGAUUGGAUAAAGGAUGUAUGGAUUAACAAAACCUUGCCUGCAAAUGCAGAAUUUAAGGACGUUGCUUGGUAUUGGUUCGGACGAUGGUUGGCAGUUGCUAAUCUACUAUACUUUUCUGUCAAUCUAUUCUGUUUCCUCAUCCCACGAUUUCUUCCAAGGGCCUUCGAGAGGUAUUUUAAGGAACGGGAUGAGAUUCAUGCAAAGAUGGCUGAAGACAAGCGCUCGGCCACUAUAACCUCUCAGCGUGCAGAUAAGAAGACUGAUUAG